CCUCUUUGUUGUUUCAGUUUAUUGUUUUGCCCAGAACCCGUGAGGGCUAAGGGUGAAGUGGUCCGUUUAUUUUAUUUUGUAUUCAGUGUGUAGACUAUCUGCGGUUAUUUGUUUUAUCUGGCACCUGUUGAGAUUUACGAUGCGCGCGUUCUUAUUCUUUUUCACUGCUUGUUGGACUUAACCAGUUCCACCGCUGGGUGGCGCGAGGCACUCAUCUGAAGACUUUAUUGGCAUGACAACCACACACGUGCGUUGUCGUGCCAAUAAACAGAAAAAGUAAAGACCAUUUAAAUUAAUCAAGGGGAAAUUAAAAAAAAAAAGCAUUUACAUCAGCCUACUAUAACUAAUGGAACCAUUUAUUAGGCUACUUGCACCCGCCAAGUAGCCAAGUAGCGUCAUCAGAAACUUAACACACACGUCUGUAGACCUCUUUCACGCUAGUAUGCCGCGCGACUCGAAAUUCAUUGUCACGUGAUCCGACCUUUAAUCUAAAUUGCACAACUGCCGGAGAUACAGUUGAUUUUAAUCGCCCUGCCCACUUGAGGAAGAGGCUCAGUGCCCAUAACCCCGGGAUUCACAUCACGUAUCGUUAACAUCCAGGAUAUGUCGGUAGCAUAAAAGCCCAGUAGUCUACUGCAGUUUGUGACUUCGAGCACAGAGGAAGGCACGAGACUAGCCAUGUCGACUUACCUGCUUAUUACCGGAGUGGCGGUCGGUGUGUCUGUUGUCUUGUAUUAUAAGUUCGUCAAAGGAGCGAAGUGCAAGAGCAAAGCGAAACUACACGGCAAGACCGUCAUUAUAACCGGGGGCAACACUGGCAUUGGGAAGGCCACAGCCUUGGAGCUGGCCCGGAGGGGGGCGAGGGUGGUCCUGGCCUGCCGCAGCCGGCCAAGGGCCGAGGCUGCUGUCAAUGACAUCAAGAAGAAGAGCGGGAGCAGUGAGGUGGUGUACAGGCAGCUGGACCUGGCCAGUCUGGAAUCGGUGCGCUCAUUCGCCGAGAAUUUCCUGAAGACUGAGCCCAGGCUGGACCUGCUCAUCAACAAUGCAGGGCUUUUAAUGGGUGGCCGGACGGAGGAUGGGCUGGGCAUGAUGUUCGGCGUCAAUCACCUGGGCCACUUCCUGUUGACCAACCUGCUGCUGGAGAGGCUGAAGGAGGGCGGGGCGGCUCGCAUCGUCAACGUGGCCUCUCUGGGGCACCGAUUCGGCAGCAUCGACUUCGACUGUCUGAGCGCUCACAAGGAGCUCGGGCGGGGAAGCUCCACCUUUGGUCUGAUGAAGAUCUACAGCCACAGCAAGCUGUGCAACGUCCUCUUCACCCACGAGCUGGCUAAGCGGCUACAGGGCACCAGUGUCACCUGCUACAGCCUGCACCCAGGUGCGAUUAAUACAGAGCUGAGUCGCAACACUAGCAGGGUGCUGAGGGUCCUGCUCCUGCCCAUCACCGCGCUCUUCUUCCGAGGCGUGGAGGCGGGGUCCCAGACCACGCUGCACUGCGCCCUUCAGGAGGGCAUCGAGCGCUACAGCGGCCGCUACUUCUCCGACUGCGCCGUGCAGGAAGUGGACGCCAAAGCGCGCGACGACGCUGUGGCCAGGAAGCUGUGGGAAGUGAGCGAGACGCUGUGCGGCCUGCGCUGAGGCUCCGCCCACGCCGUGCCCAAGCCCCGCCCUCAUCCCACAUAAACCCCUCCCCUUCUCUACUCAUGCCCCGCCCUCAUCCCCAUACACUCCUCUCCCUUCUCUACCGAUGACCCCACCCUCAACCCCCAUAAACUCCUUCUCCUUCCACACGCAUGCCCCAUGCUCAUCUCACUUAAACUCCUCCCCUUUCCCCACCCAUGUCUCACCCUUAUCCCACAAAUUCUUCCUCCUUCUCUACCCAUGCCCCGCCCUCAUUUCUCAUAAACUCCUCCCCCUUCUCUACCCAUGCCCCACCCUCAUCCCCCAUAAACCCCUUCCCCACCCUCAUCCCACAUAACCCCCUCCCCCCUUCCCCACCCAAGCCCUGCCCUCAUCUCACAUAACCCCCUCCCCCUUCCUCAUCCAUGUACCCAACCACACCGUGGCCAGGACGCUGUGGAAAGUGAACAAGACACUGACCACAGUCACGCCUUUCUGGGCGGGGCCUCUUCUGAAAUUGAAAUAACUUUAACCACGAGCAUUCACAACAAAGGGACAUGAAGAGACAACAUUACUGAUCUGCCAUCUCAUAGAUUACUCAUGUGGCUGCUCAUUUUAAUGCCAGAACGCUAAAGAUUAUGCCAUGAAAACAAUACUGAGAACAGCAACUUAUAAAUAUAUCUUUCUAAUUGGGUUCUAAUAACAAUAAUGUAAAAAUAAAAGAUGCUGGUAUCGUUUUGAUAAUUUUAAGAAUGACGUUAUUAAACCGAUGGUAUGAUACGUUUAACUACAAGUUACCAGUUCUUAAUAAUAUGUUAGUUAUAGUUUGAAGGUGACUUCUUGGCAAGAAUGUAUUGGUUGGGGUAUUAUAAUUAAAAAAGACUGUUGUGACAGAUGAUAAAUGAUUGUCUUUUUUGUGAUAGUUGUCGUUGACUGUGUGAUUUAAAAAUUCAGUUCUGGCCAAAAACAGGAUUGAAAAACUAAUGUGAAACUAACCUUUUAACUUUUUGAACACCACACUGUGCAUUUAUAGGAAAAACACAUGGAUAAUUUUUUUUUAAAAUGUGACCAAAUACAUGCUUUGGAUACACACUUCAAAAUUUGGCACUUUCAUUUUUUAUCUCAUGUUAGAGUAUGGAAUUGGAGCUGCAAAAGAAGGUGUCACUUGAUGAGAUUAGACUAUUAGAUAUUAGUAAAUAUUUCUGGAGAUGUGAGUGAAUAUUGUGUUUUUU
Messenger RNA from Anguilla anguilla (European eel), 2849 nucleotides. RefSeq names its product dehydrogenase/reductase SDR family member 13-like. The record is from RefSeq and is a predicted model, not a curated record. The transcript is spliced from 6 exons. Lineage: Eukaryota; Metazoa; Chordata; Actinopteri; Anguilliformes; Anguillidae. The coding region runs from base 679 to 1635 and encodes 318 amino acids.